AUGUUCUUUCCAGAUAAAAUUUAUAUUGUGUACAUCUAUCUAUCUAUCUAUCUAUCUAUCUAUCUAUAUUCAUAUAUAUUUAUAUAUAUGUUCAUAUCUAUCAAUAUCCAUAUAUUUGCUUACACACUAAGUCUGUUCAUAUCUAUCUAUCUAUCUAUCUAUCUAAGUCUGUUCAUAUCUAUCUAUACAUCUAUCUAUCUCAGUUUGUUUAUAUCUAUCUAUCUAUCUAUCUAUCUAUCUAUCUAUCUAUCUUUCUAUCUAUCUCAUCUGUUUCUAUCUAUCUAUCUAUCUAUCUAUCUAUCUAUCUAUCUAUCUAUCUAUCUAUCUAAGUCUGUUCAUAUCUAUCUAUACAUCUAUCUAUCUCAGUUUGUUUAUAUCUAUCUAUCUAUCUAUCUAUCUAUCUCAGUCUGUUUCUUUCUAUCUAUCUAUCUAUCUAUCUAUCUAUCUAACUCAGUCUGUUCAUAUCUAUCUAUACAUCUAUCUAUCUCAUUGACAUUUCACUCGUCUAUACACGCAAGCAAAUGUUGCUUACUUCUUGUUACCUUCUGCCCUUCUUUUUUUCUUUCUUUCUUUCUUUCUUCUCUCUAUGUGCCAUAUCCUUUCAGCAACUAG
Molecule: messenger RNA, 612 nt
Organism: Acanthosepion pharaonis
Lineage: Eukaryota; Metazoa; Mollusca; Cephalopoda; Sepiida; Sepiidae
Source: the annotation of a GenBank genome assembly